Messenger RNA from Elephantulus edwardii (Cape elephant shrew), 468 nucleotides. RefSeq names its product ATP synthase F(0) complex subunit C2, mitochondrial-like. Gene Ontology annotation, molecular function: proton transmembrane transporter activity. Lineage: Eukaryota; Metazoa; Chordata; Mammalia; Macroscelidea; Macroscelididae. Bases 52 to 468 code for a protein of 138 amino acids. Gene Ontology annotation, biological process: proton motive force-driven ATP synthesis. The record is from RefSeq and is a predicted model, not a curated record. The transcript has a single exon.
CUUCUCUGCACUGGGAUCAGCUUUCCUGCCACAGCCCCUCACCCCCUGAAAAUGUUUGCCUGCCCCAAGCUUGUCUCCACCCCUUCCCUUCUCAACAGUGCCUCUCAGCUACUGAGCCAUCGUCCAUUGUCUGCAGUGGUGCUGAAACAACCAGAGACACUGGCAGAUGAAAACUUCAGCUGCUUGAGAGCCCCAUGUUCCUUAAUUUCAAUUAUCCCUAGUCACAGCUUCCAAACCUGGACCAUCUCAAGGGAUAGAGGCUCAGCAGCCAAGUUUCUUGGGGCUGGGGCUGCCACAGUUGGAGUGGCUGGCUCUGGAGCUGUGUUAGGGAGCCUCAUCACUGGUUGUGGCAGGAAUCCUUCUCUGAAGCAGCUGUUUUUCUCUUGUGACAUUGUGGACUUCGCUCUCUCAAAGGCCAUGGGCCUCUUUUGCCUGAUGGUGGCCUUUCCAAUCCUUGUCGCCAUGUGA